UGGAGCAGAGGAACCAAGCUUAGAUAGUGAUAUAAUGGCUGAAGAAGUGAAGCUAAUUGGGAUGUGGGGAAGCCCAUUUAGUCGCAGAGUAGAGAUUGCUCUGAAACUGAAAGGAGUCCAGUAUGAGUACAUUGACGUUGAUCUCACUAACAAGAGCCCUUUGCUUCUCAAGUCUAACCCUGUUCACAAGAAGGUCCCUGUGCUCUUGCACAACGGGAAGCCCAUCGCGGAAUCACUCGUUAUUCUCGAGUACAUCGACGAGACCUGGAAAGCCAAUCCUAUCUUGCCUCAGCACCCUUAUGACAGAGCCAUGGCACGCUUCUGGGCUAAGUACAUAGAUGAAAAGUGCUUGCCUGCACUGUGGAACGCUUGUUGGUGCGAAAAGAAGGACCGAGAGAAGGCCGUGGAAGAAGGAAACGUGUGCCUGAAAACGCUAGAAAAUGAGCUCAAGGAUAAGAAGUUCUUUGGAGGAGAGAGUAUCGGAUUUGUAGAUAUCGCUGCCAAUUUCAUAGGCUUUUGGGUUGGAGUUCUUGAGGAUGUGGUUGGAGUGGAAUUGCUGACAAUUGACAAAUUUCCAAUAUUAUGCAAAUGGAGAGAUGAGUACGUCGGGUGCAGUGUGAUCAAGGAAAAUCUGCCUUCCAAAGAAAAGCUAGGGGCCUAUUUUCGGACCCGGGUUGAAAGCGCCAGUCAAUCCAAAUGAAUGGUUUGUGGAUGAGGUUAUGCGGACUGCUGCUCAUGGACAUGAGUAACUUGAAAGAAAACCAGCCGUCUGUAUGUUUGUGUAAUGCGUUAUGCUUCUGCUUUUCUAGUAUGUUGUAUACUUGUUUUGGCAUGUAAUAAGGAGUCGAUUGCCGUGGUUUGUCGUUUUGGAUGAACCGGCAAACGUGUUAGACUAUAUGGUCUGUACACCUUUUCCACUCCUCGCUUUGUGAGAAUAAAGGAUGUUGAGUCAAACAUUGACAGUGUGAACUUGAACAUGGAAACAAUAAA
Vitis riparia (riverbank grape) is the source of this 990-nucleotide messenger RNA. Its product is annotated as probable glutathione S-transferase. The transcript is spliced from 2 exons. The record is from RefSeq and is a predicted model, not a curated record. Gene Ontology annotation, molecular function: glutathione transferase activity. Gene Ontology annotation, biological process: glutathione metabolic process. Gene Ontology annotation, cellular component: cytoplasm. Lineage: Eukaryota; Viridiplantae; Streptophyta; Magnoliopsida; Vitales; Vitaceae. Bases 35 to 700 code for a protein of 221 amino acids.